AUGAUGAAUUUAAAAGACUGGUCCCACAGCCCCCUGAACGACUUCCAGCGCUCUGAGGGCCGCGAGCUGGUUCCCACCGCCUGGAACUCAGCUCGAGUGCAGACGCUGCUGGGUGUGAACCUGGAGGACUGUGCAACCCGCUGCUCACAGUCUCUGGACUGCAGAGCUUUCAACUUCGAGUCUCGUCCAGUGGUCACCUGUAAACUUCUGCCCUGGGUGGGAGAGGACAAAGAAGCAGAGGUGAAGCAGAACGUGAACUGUGACCUCUACGAGAAGAAGGCCUAUGUCAGAAAGUGCAUUGUGGGUAAAGGGGAAGACUACCGUGGGAAAGUGUUCACGACGAGGAGUGGGCUCACCUGCCAGCAGUGGUGGUCCAAGUCUCCUCACAAUCACAGGUAUAAACCCUCAGCCACGAAUGGCCUGGAGCUGAACUACUGUCGGAAUCCAGGCGGGGAUCGUAUCGGUCCGUGGUGCUACACCACUGACCCCGAGAGACGCUACGAGAGCUGCAACAUUCCCCAGUGCAAAGACGAGGUGUGUAUCACCUGCAACGGCGAGGACUACCGGGGGCAGGUUGACCACACGGUGAAUGGUCGAGAGUGUCAGAGAUGGGACCAGCAGUAUCCUCACCAGCACAUCUACCAGCCAGAGAAGUAUCCCGAUAAGUCUCUGGACGAUAACUACUGCCGUAACCCCGACGCGUCUCCGGUGCCUUGGUGUUACACGACUGACCCCAAAGUGAAGAGAGAAAACUGCGAGAUCAGCAAAUGCACUGAAGUCCGUGUGGAGAAACGACAGCCCUCCAGCUUCACCACCAACUGUUUCCGCGGCCGUGGGGAAGAUUACCGCGGCACGGUCAAUGAGACCACGUCGGGUAUCCCCUGCCAGCGGUGGGACACCCAGUUUCCCCACCAACACGACUUCUACCCAAACACAUACGAGUGCAAGGGCCUGGAGGAGAACUACUGCCGUAACCCGGACGGGUCGGAGGCCCCCUGGUGCUUCACGUCUCUGCCAGGGGUGAGGACGGCUCUCUGUCUGCAGAUCAAACGCUGUGCAGAUGACAUCGAAGCUGAGGGUGGGACUUCGUGAUUCACUUCAGAGACAGAAUAACAGUAGAGGAGAAGGUUACUAUGAACUACGAUGGUUAAAGGCUGUAUGAAUAAUGAUGACCAUGUCACUGCCUCAUCUAA
Salarias fasciatus (jewelled blenny) is the source of this 1193-nucleotide messenger RNA. RefSeq names its product hepatocyte growth factor-like protein. Gene Ontology annotation, biological process: regulation of receptor signaling pathway via JAK-STAT. The record is from RefSeq and is a predicted model, not a curated record. The transcript has 9 exons. NCBI's taxonomy places the organism in Eukaryota, Metazoa, Chordata, Actinopteri, Blenniiformes, Blenniidae. Bases 1 to 1092 code for a protein of 363 amino acids. Gene Ontology annotation, molecular function: receptor tyrosine kinase binding.